Heterocephalus glaber (naked mole-rat) is the source of this 10173-nucleotide messenger RNA. It is a transcript of the gene Trps1, whose product is annotated as transcriptional repressor GATA binding 1. Gene Ontology annotation, cellular component: nucleus. Gene Ontology annotation, molecular function: RNA polymerase II transcription regulatory region sequence-specific DNA binding; DNA-binding transcription factor activity; zinc ion binding. The record is from RefSeq and is a predicted model, not a curated record. Gene Ontology annotation, biological process: regulation of transcription by RNA polymerase II. Lineage: Eukaryota; Metazoa; Chordata; Mammalia; Rodentia; Bathyergidae.
AGAGGGCCCUGCGUGGGGUCUCCGCAGUGGGGAGAACCGCACAGCACCGGCUUUGGCCCUGGAGAGUUUGCAAAAGCCUGGCUGGAAACUUUUCCCCCUUCAGGCCCAGCCGGGCUGGAGAAGGAGGGUGUCGCAUCCGCUGGUGCACCCGCCUCGGAGCGGGCCGGGCAGCCUGCUGGGCCGGGGCUGUGCCCCGCCGGUGCCAUGUGGCGAGGCCUUUCCGCGGGGCACACUUCCUGCGCCCGCCGCGGUGGAUGCGCCAUGUGUCGCGCGGGCCGGGGACCCCGCGGGGUUCCGAGGCUGACAGCGGUGGGACAGCGGCGAAGAGGCGCUGCGCCUUCUGUCUGGUUCCUGUUUGGGCUCCAGCCUCUGAAAAGCAUCUCCGAAAGGCCAAGGCAAACACCGCUGUCGCUCCAAAUAACUCCAGGAUUGUGGGACCCCAUGAAUAAUUGGAGAGGGGGCGGGGGUGGGAGCCGUUUGAAGUGCAAAGUUGUUUUUGUGUCUGGGAACGCUUUUUCUUUGCUUUCUCUCUCUCUCUUUUUUUUUUUUUUUUGGUUAGUACCUGUCUGCGCUGGUGGUGUUUCCCCCCUUUCCCCUGGGAAGUCAGUAACUGUUUUAUGGCCCUAGGACUCUAAAGCAAUUUAAGUUAGUGGGCCAGAAGGCUUGGUGGGGUUUCAGGAGGGAUAUCUUGGACUUACUAAAUUGUAGGACCUGCUUUACUUCCCCUAUAUCUUUUUAGGCCUCAGAAUUGAUACUUUGAAAGUUUUUUGAGUAAGAGCGAUGGAUCUUAAUGUUGAAUCAAAAUUAUGUUAGGAUAUUCAUCCUUACCCUAUUCUGGAAAAUCACGGCUAGAGUUUAAGCAAGAUAUGGUCCGGAAAAAGAACCCCCCUCUGAGAAACGUUGCUAGUGAAGGCGAGGGCCAGACCCUGGAGCCGAUAGGUACAGAAAGCAAGUCAUCUGGACAGAACAAAGAAUUUUCUGCAGAUCAGAUGUCAGAAAACACAGAUCAGAGUGAUGCUGCAGAACUAAAUAAUAAGGAGGAGCAUAGCUCGCAUGUCCAAGAUCCGUCUUCCAGCGGCAAGAAGGACGCCAAAAGCUCAGUCCCGGGUGAGAAGGCUGGCUUCAAUUAUGAAAGCCCCAGCAAGGCAGGCACCCUUCCGUCCUUUCCGCAUGAUGAGGUGACAGACAGAAAUAUGUUGGCUUUCUCAUCUCCAGCUGCCGGGGGCGUCUGUGAACCGUUGAAGUCUCCUCAGAGAGCAGAGGCAGAUGGUCCUCAAGAUACGGCCUGUGCCCCAUCAGGGGACUCAUCGGAGACAAAGGAAGAUCAUAAGAUGUCACCAAAGGCUACCGAGGAAACAGGGCAAGCACAGAGUGGUCAAGCCAACUGUCAAGGUUUAAGCCCAGUUUCAGUGGCCUCAAAAAACCCACAAGUGCCUUCAGAUGGGGGUGUGAGACUGACUAAAUCCAAAACUGACUCAGUGGUGAAUGACAACCCAGACCUGGCACCUCUGUCUCCAGAGCUUCAGGACUUUAAAUGCAAUAUCUGUGGGUAUGGUUACUAUGGCAAUGACCCCACAGAUCUGAUCAAGCACUUCCGAAAGUAUCACUUAGGACUGCAUAACCGCACCAGGCAGGAUGCUGAGCUGGACAGCAAAAUCCUGGCCCUUCAUAACAUGGUGCAGUUCAGCCAUUCCAAAGACUUCCAGAAGGUCAACCGUUCUGUGCUCUCUGGUGUGCUGCAGGACAUCAGUUCCUCAAGGCCUGUUUUACUAAAUGGGACCUAUGAUGUACAGGUCACUUCAGGUGGAACAUUUAUUGGCAUUGGACGGAAGACACCAGAUUGCCAGGGAAACACCAAGUAUUUCCGCUGUAAAUUCUGCAAUUUCACUUAUAUGGGCAACUCAUCCACUGAGUUAGAACAGCAUUUUCUUCAGACUCACCCGAACAAAAUCAAAGCUUCUCUACCCUCCUCCGAGGGCACCAAACCUUCAGAGAAAAACUCUAACAAACCCAUGCCUGCGCUUCGACCCGGCGAUUCUGCAGACUUGGGGAAGUGGCAGGACAAGGUCACUGUCAAGGCGGGAGACGACACUCCUGUUGGCUACUCAGUGCCCAUCAAGCCGCUCGACUCCUCAAGACAGAGCAGUACAGAGGCCACCAGUUACUACUGGUGUAAAUUUUGUAGUUUCAGCUGUGAGUCCUCGAGCUCACUUAAACUGCUAGAACAUUAUGGCAAGCAGCACGGAGCAGUGCAGGCAGGUGGCCUUAACCCGGAACUGAACGAUAAGCUUCCCAGGGGCUCUGUCAUUAACCAGACCGAUCUAGCCAAAAAUGCAGAAGGAGAGCCGAUGACCAAGGAAAACAAGGGCCUGGGCGGGACUAAAAAGAAGGACUUCUCCGCCAAGGGAGCGGAGGAUAACAUGGUCACAAGCUACAACUGUCAGUUCUGCGAAUUUAGGUAUUCCAAGAGCCACGGCCAGGAAGUCAUUGUGGUGGGGCCGCUCCUGCGUCACUAUCAGCAGCUCCACCACAUCCACAAGUGCACCAUUAAGCACUGUCCGUUCUGCCCCAGAGGGCUUUGCAGCCCCGAAAAGCACCUUGGAGAAAUUACUUACCCGUUUGCUUGCAGAAAAAGUAAUUGUUCCCACUGUGCGCUCUUGCUGUUGCACUUGUCUCCCGGGGCCGCCGGAAGCUCGAGAGUCAAGCAUCAGUGCCACCAGUGUGCAUUCUCCACCCCUGACGUAGAUGUGCUCCUCUUUCACUACGAGACAGUGCAUGAGUCCCAAGCGUCGGAGGUCAAACAGGAAGCAAAUCAUCUGCAAGGACCGGAUGGGCCGCAGGCUGUCAAGGACAGCAAAGAACACUCAUGCACCAAAUGUGAUUUUAUUACCCAGGUGGAAGAAGAGAUUUCCAGACACUACAGGAGAGCACACAGCUGCUACAAAUGCCGCCAGUGCAGCUUCACGGCUGGCGACACGCAGGCACUACUGGAGCACUUCAACGCUGCCCACUGCCAGGAGCAGGACGUCAGCACCGCCAACGGCGACGAGGCCGGGCCCGCCUGUGCCGUCAAGGAGGAGCCCAAGCUGGACCUCAAGGUCUACAGUCUGCUGGGCGUGGACUGCAAAGCCGGGGAGCCCGCGUGCGAGGGCGCGGUGAAGCGGGAGCAGCUGGAGGACAAGGACGCGCUCAGGGAGAAGGCGUGGGCCGAGGGCGCGGGCGAAGACCUGCGCAGCGUGGCAUGGCGCGGGCCCGAGCUCCUGCGGGGCAGCCCGUCCUUCGCGCAGGCCGGCCUGGGGCUGCUGGCGCCCGUGCCCAGCUCGCAGGAGCAGCCCAAGGCCCUGCGCGACAGCCCGAGCGUCGAGGCGGCCCACCUGGCGCGGCCCCUGUACGGCCUGGCGGCGGAGACGAAGGGGUUCCUGCAGGGGGCGCCCGCGGGCGGCGAGAAGGCCGGGGCCCUGGGCCCACAGUUCCCGGUGUCCGGAGAGAGCAAGGUGAAGGACGAGUCGCAGUCGCUGCUACGGAGGCGUAGAGGCUCGGGUGUUUUUUGUGCCAAUUGCCUGACCACGAAGACCUCUCUCUGGCGAAAGAAUGCAAAUGGUGGAUAUGUAUGCAACGCGUGUGGCCUCUACCAGAAGCUUCACUCGACUCCCAGACCUUUAAACAUCAUUAAACAAAACAACGGUGAGCAGAUUAUUAGGAGAAGAACAAGAAAGCGCCUUAACCCGGAGGCACUUCAAGCCGAGCAGCUCAACAAACAGCAGAGGGGUAGCAGUGAGGAGCAGGUCAAUGGAAGCCCAUUAGAGAGGAGGUCAGAAGAGCAUUUAACUGAGAGCCAUCAGAGAGAAGUUCCACUCCCAAGCCUAAGUAAAUAUGAAGCCCAGGGUUCAUUGACUAAAAGCCAUUCUGCUCAGCAGCCAGUCCUGGUCAGCCAAACUCUGGAUAUUCACAAAAGGAUGCAACCUUUGCACAUUCAGAUUAAAAGUCCUCAGGAAAGUACUGGAGAUCCAGGAAAUAGUUCCUCUGUAUCUGAAGGGAAAGGAAGUUCUGAGAGAGGCAGCCCCAUAGAAAAGUAUAUGAGACCUGCAAAACACCCAAAUUAUUCACCACCAGGCAGCCCUAUUGAAAAGUACCAGUACCCACUUUUUGGACUUCCCUUUGUACAUAAUGACUUCCAGAGUGAAGCUGAUUGGCUGCGGUUCUGGAGUAAAUAUAAGCUCUCUGUCCCUGGGAAUCCGCACUACUUGAGUCAUGUGCCUGGCCUACCAAAUCCUUGCCAAAACUAUGUGCCUUAUCCCACCUUUAAUCUGCCUCCUCAUUUUUCAGCUGUUGGAUCAGACAAUGACAUUCCUCUAGAUUUGGCGAUCAAGCAUUCCAGACCUGGGCCAACUGCAAACGGUGCCUCCAAGGAGAAAACAAAGGCACCACCAAAUGUAAAAAAUGAAGGUCCUUUGAAUGUAGCAAAAACAGAGAAAGUUGACAGAAGUACUCAAGAUGAGCUUUCGACAAAAUGUGUGCACUGCGGCAUUGUCUUUCUGGAUGAAGUGAUGUAUGCUUUGCAUAUGAGUUGCCAUGGUGACAGUGGACCUUUCCAGUGCAGCAUAUGCCAGCAUCUUUGCACGGACAAAUACGACUUCACAACGCACAUCCAGAGGGGCCUGCAUAGGAACAAUGCACAAGCGGAAAAAAAUGGAAAACCUAAAGAGUAAAACCUUAGCACUUAGCACAAUUAAAUAGAAAUAGGUUUUCUUGAUGGGAAUUCAAUAGCUUGUAAUGUCUUAUGAAGACCUAUUAAAAAAUACUUCAUAGAGCCUGCCUUAUCCAACAUGAAAUUCCCUUCUUUUAUUCUCCUUUCUUUUGUUGAGUAGGUUACCAAGAUUUAAAAAUGAGACAGGUGUCAGUGAGAAAGAACGGAAGGUGGUAAACAAUCAUUUUUAGAACUUAGUUAAGUCAAAGCCAUCUUGGUGGAUAUAUACUGGGGAAAUGAUCCACACAGAGUCCCACCAGAUUAUAUAAAAGGUAAAAAGAUAAAAACUGUCUAGAAUGUGAAAGGGUUUACAUAUUACAAUACAGAAACAGUGUUGGGUUGGCCAUUGGCCCAUUUGUUCAAAAACCCAUACAUUGUGUCCUCAAUUCAGAGGUAUCAUGAAAUUGGAUCUUGACGGGGAGGGAAGGCAAAUGCUCCCUCUCAAAUUGGUCUCCUCUCAUUGACUGUGUUUCAGACUUGGACCUAGAAAUGAGGAUCUCUGGUUAGGCUUGGUGAGAGAGCAGCAAGAAAUGUGACAGAAGGGUGGCACGAUGGUUUUGGCCAGCCCUGCCUGUCCAUGCACAUGCGCACCCUCUUUGAUAUUUUUGUCCCUUAGAUGUUCGAGUAGUAGUCCUUUGUUUGCAGUUUAGGUUCAUUUCGUCCAAAUAUAUUCCUGUUUUUUAAAAAACAAUGUCCUCGAUGCUUACAUAGUAAUUUUAUUUUAGCCAGACAUGUCUUUCUCAUUUAUGAUGAACACGUUUGGAUUUUUUUCCCCCCUCCUGUCUCACUCGGCACAUUAUGACUAAAGCAGUCCCCUCAGUUUAAAAGAAUAGGUGGAUGCAAAUGUCACACCAUGGGUUUCAUUUGCUUAGAAUACAUGGUAUUUCUCCACAAGGUAACCUGCUGUAUUUAUUUAUUUUCUUUUGGUUAAAUAUAAUUUCCAAACUUUGUGGUCAGGCAGCGUCUAAGGUUACAUUACCACAGACUGACAGUUAGUAUAUGUACCAAUCAAUCCCUUCAUUAGAUUAUGCAGGUUUAGUUAAGUAGCAUUAAAUAGGAUUCUUAGAAGUAUGUCUUCAUAGUACUUUUAAUACUUAAGGCUUUGUAAAAACUAUCCAUGAAGGGAAAGCUCCUCAGCAUAACUGCUCAGGGAAAUAGGGCUAAAUAACUGAACAUUAAAUAAUUGGUUAAAGGUGCUGUUAGUCGAGCCUCAAUGCUUGCUACAAGGAUGUAUGUACAAGGACUGACUUUAAUAAUUUGCAUUAUAUUGUCCCAACCAGUAGUUUAUUUUUUGCCACGGAGAUGUAGAAGAUAUUACAAGCUACUGGAUGCACUGUCAGAUUAACUUAUUUCGUUAAAGAAGUUGGGAGAACAAAUAGGAAAAAACUUAUUUUUCUAGUAAAUAUUAAUGUAUUACAUUUCAAAUAAUGGUGCCUGACAUAUUGAAUAAAUAUUUUCUACAGUGUACGUAUGCAACAAAGAUAUUCCAUCAUGCAUUAGAGUCAGUACUGGCUCUGCCUAGCUGUUUACAUUUGCAAAUGUAGCAAACAAGGUAAUGAAGCAACUAUUUCUAUUGCAGUAGAUAUCUUUUUGUGUGUGUGUGUGUGCAUUAAAGUUGUAAACGGUAACAUGAAACAAAUGAAAGUUCUUGAUAUAAUGGUAUGGAAAACAAGAAGGAAAUGAAAAUAUUUUUAUGCCUACUUAGGAAAAAAAGGGUAGCACUAUUCAUUCCAAGUACUUUUUUUUUUAAAUUUUUAAGCUCUUAACUCACGUUGUUAUGCUUAAAAUGAUAAACAUAUAUCCUCUUUUUAUUGCUUUGUCUAUGUUUCAGAGGAAACAUUUCAGAAAUUAUUUUGAUGAGUGUUGCUGGAAUUUGCAGCACUGAUGUUUUUAUUGCAUUUUGUAGUCGCAUUUGCACUCCAUUUUUACAUUAAUUCGCAGUUGCUUUGUAUUGUUUUGUUUUGUCUGGGUUUUGUUUCUCACAGCGCUGGGUCUUCGUUUCUUUAAAGUUGGAUGGCAGGUAGAGUUCAGUCAGUUCCUGUUGUGUGAAUGAAGUUGAAAAUAUCUUUCUGAUGUUGUCUUGUCAUUUCCAUUCUUGCAUUUUCAUUUUUCAUGAACAAAGAAAAAAAGGAAAAAAAAAAAAAACGAGAGAAAGAAAUCAGGACUAAGUCCUCUGCUUCAGUUUCAUUGUUAAAGGGCCUAUUCUGAUCUCACCUGUCACGUAGCUCUAAUAGUCACAUAAUCUGAAAUAAAGAGGUGGAAGGAGGAGCUCUGACAUCCAAAUGAUUUGAUAGAAUGUGUUUUAGGAUUUUUGAUGCAUACGUCUCAAAGUAAAUAGAUCCAAAAGUGACAAAGAUCUUUGUUAGAGAGAUUUCCCAAACAACAAUUCGUUUUCUUAUUUUAAAAGAAUAUAAAAAUGCAAUGUAGCAAUUCUCGAGCAACAUGAUAUGCAGAAUGCUCAAAUCAGUGGCAAGCAGACAAACCUGAGCAUGAGACUAAGUGGCCGGUAACACCAGAAGUUUAAGUUGGGCAACGUUACAGGUAUUACUUUUUGGGCAAAACUACUUCUUCAGCAUUUUAUCCAGUGUGUCAAACAUAAAUAGGUUGUUCAUUAUUGGCAUGUAUGCCUUUGUUUUUCAUUCUGUUUUGUUUUUUGUUUUUUGUUUUUUUUUCAAACAGGCGUAGUAGUAAUGACGAGCAUUGGAAAAUACAUAUCACUUUUUGGGGGAAUAUUUAUGUUCAGUCUACUUUCCGUAGAAUAUUCUUUGAUAGCAUUGGCAUGAUAGAUCUUAUUCCAUACUCCUUUAUUAUUAAUUAUUUUAUUUUCAUUUUUGCUUUCAUUAUUAUACAUAUUCUGGUGGGAAAGAAGUUGGACUUUUUAAAAAGGAUAGAAGUUUAUCAUAACACUAAAAUACUCCCUUAUUUUUGGAUGAAGUUAAAGCCUUUGUUCCAUCUUGCAAAAUAUAUUAUAAAAAUGUUUUCUAUUUUUUUAAGAUUUAAGAAUCAUUUUGUCUUAAAUUGUGAAUGAUUUUAAAUGAGCUAUUUAGGUACUUAACCUUUUUCUGAAGAACUUUCAAGAUAAUUUAGAAAUUUUCCCCUCUUCGAAAAGGCUUCCCUUGUCCUGUGAUGAAUACUAUAAGUCAGCUACAAUUGUUUGCCACAUGAAACCUGUAGGUCUUUUUCAAUUACUUGUCUAUAGUCCAAAUUGAGCUUUGGCUCAGACUUAAGGCCAGGACCAGUUCAUGCAUUCUUCCUCUUCUUUUUCUUGCUCUUUUCUCAUCCUUGCUCACCCCACUCUUCUUACAGUUGUUUGGGAUAGAAAAAUCGUAAAGAGCCAGCCCACCUCGGAAGAUGGCAGGUCGCGAGAGACACUACAGGACACUAAGUAGACGAGGGAAGGAUGGAGCUCUCUAGUCCAAAAAGCAAAGAGAGCCCAGUUCUCGCUACAUGACAUAUUGAGAUGUUCUUUUAAAACUCCACUUUUAAGAUAGUGAUGUUCUGUUCUAAGCUGUUCUGUUUUAGUAAAGAUAGAUUUUAGAAAACAAGCGUGGGGAUUCUUUUCGAAGGUAAUAAUGAGAAGAAGAGAAAAGGUGAUUAUCUUUAAAGAGGUCUUUGUUGAAGCCUGUGGUAGCACAUUAUGUUCAUGAUUGCACAUGUGCACGUAAUCUAUUAUGAUCCAAUGCAAAUACAGCUCCAAAAAUAUUAAAUGUAUAUAUAUUUUUAAAUGCCUGAGGAAAUAUGGUUUUCUUAAUAAAUUGAAGAAUAUCAAUACUGCUAUUAAAAUAAUUAUUAGCCUCCUGCUGUGUGGUUGCAAAACAUCACAGAGUGACCUGUCCCGGAACUGCCAACUGCCUGCCUAUUUAGCCAAUGAAAAUGAACACAUUUCUAUAUGGGGGAGCAUCUGCUGUCCAGCGUUGGGAAUGCGAAGUGAGGAAGCUGGUGGUUACACUACCUCUGGGCUGUAUGAGAGUCUUGGCUAAAGUUGAGAUGUGUUCACAACUACCUGUCUUUGGGUUGGAGGUCAUGGGGAAAAAAAGCCCUAAAAAACAACAAACAACUCAAGGCAUCUUUGGUAAGCAAGACAAAGGAGAAAACUUGAGGAAUCAAAAUGCAACCUGAGUAUGAAACUCAAUGUACUGACCAAAGGUAGGUGCAGUUAGGUGGAAGCUAUUAGCAGACAGCUGAUCGUAACUGAGAAGAGGACAGAAAGACAGGCGUCUGCUCUUGGAGUGUUAUUUUUUCCAAAGAAAGACUUGGCAGAGGACAGAGGCAUGGCAUUUUUGCAUUGCACUUCCCAUUGGCUGUCCAUUUCCAGGACAGAGUGAAUUCGCCUGUUCUUAAUAGCAGGGCAGUUGUUCAGACAUCACCUCCAGUUAUUUGCAGUAAUUAGAACUUUGGAAGAUACCAGGGCAGAAGUGUUUCAAGUCAGGGAUGAAGAAGAUGUGAAACAGAAGCGUAAUCCACAUGUGGGAACUGGAUAAUGUAUGUUCCCGUGUUGUUCUCUUGAAAAGAAAGGGAGAGCUGUAAGCUUACUCUGGCCUACACCAGAAGAAGGUGAGAGUAACUUUACCAUGGACACAGUGCUUCGCCUUCGUUAGAGAAAAGGGUCCCAAAGGGUCCCUAAAUCCCCAACCUGAAUCCUGGUUUUACCCCUGGUUAUUUCUUCGAUACCUGAACUGCAGCAAAUCACUUUUUCUUUUUGUGCCUCAGGUUCCUCAACUAUAAAGUGGAAAAUAUAUUAAUAAUAUUAAUAUUAAUAUUAAUAAUAAUGGUAAUGUAGUACUUGUUUGUAAAGCACUUUGAGAGCCUUGGUUGAAAGGCACCAUAGGAGUGUCAAGUAUUAUGUGGCCAAGGGGAUUAUUUAAAUUUAGUUCCCAAGGGCCAAGAAAGGUUGGGGUCAUUUUUGUUAAAGAUGAGCUGUAAAUAUUAUAACUAGACAGCCUAUAGUGUUGACUAUUAAAAAGCAAAACUGUUACAAGGCUGAUAAAACCAUGGUUUAUUAAUGGCUACCAACAAGGCAAAUAUCACAAUAACAAAUACCAAAUUCCUUAGGAUGUACUAUUUGACAACAACAUUGAUAAUCUGGGGGGAGGGACAGGGGUGGGAAACAUCUCAAAAUGCCAAUGUAAAAUUAACUUACAGCAAUAUUCACCAGCAGAAAAUGUCUUUCAUAUGGAAUGAUUUCAUGUUGCUAAGAAAAAGAAUUCAAUUUGUAGUCCUGAUUUGAACAUUAGAAUGUUGGCUAUAAUAGUUCUGUUCUUACAACACAUGGGAUUUUUUCGUUUUAUUUUAUUUUGUUUUCAUAGUGCAUGUUCAUUUCUACUCACAAACAUGUUCUUGGUGUAUUUCUUAUGCAAACAAUCUUCAGGCAGCAAAGAUGUCUGUUACAUCUAAACUUGAAUAAUAAAGUUUUACCACCAGUUAUA